AUCCAAUGGCCACCUUACCCACCCCUUUCCCAUACCAUUACCUAUUGAAACCAACACUCACGCACACACACACAGACUCUCUCUCUCUCUCUGAUGGCAGUCUCCCCUCCCCUGGUUCAUCGAAGUCCAUUAAGAGGGGAGCCAAUGCCUCCAAGUGGCUCUGCUUCCUCAAACGACUCACCUAAAUCGUCAACACCACCAUUAUCACCACCACUGUCGCGUGGAACCUUACAACUCAUCCAUCCAUCUGAGAAAAAGAAAAAGCACAAACUUGUUCGCGCCUUUCGCUCAGUUUUCCGAUCUUUUCCCAUCAUAAACCCUGUAUGCAAGAUUCCAGUCCUCCAAGGUACCUCACCGGACAGUCAGCGUAGCUACGUAACAGGUCAUCGGGUCACCGGAACUUUAUUUGGCUAUCGUAAAGGUAAGGUAAGCUUGUCCAUACAAGAAAAUUCGAAGUGCUAUCCUUCUGUAAUCGUUGAGCUAGCAAUACAAACCAACGUAUUACAGAAGGAGCUAGGUUCAGGGAUGGUCAGGAUUGCCCUGGAAUGCGAAAAAAGACAUGAUAAAAAUAAGGUUAGGCUAUUAGAUGAAACGGUAUGGGCCAUGUUUUGCAAUGGGAAAAAGAACGGUUAUGGAAUGAAAAGAGAUGCCACAGAUGAGGAUCUCAGGGUGAUGGAGCUCCUAAGGGCUGUGUCCAUGGGGGCUGGAGUUUUGCCGGGGAAUUCUGAGAUUGAGGGUCCUGAUGGGGACCUUGCCUACAUCAGGGCCCAUUUCGAUCGGGUGGUAGGCUCUAAGGAUUCGGAGACUCUGUACAUGAUCAGCCCAGAAGGGAACAAUGGGCCUGAGCUCAGUAUCUUCUUCAUCAGGGUUUGAAGUAUGCGUGUAUAUCAUCAGUUCCUACAGGUUUUGUUAGUUGGGGUAGAUAUAGAAGAUGAAGGGGGGAGGGGUUAUUGGGCAGUGCCGAUUCUAACUAGAAGUUGAGGCUUUGAGGGAUGAACUUUUCUCGCCAUUUGAUGGUUUAGGACAGAAAUUGAUCAAAAGUGAUCAGAGGCAUUGCUGAUUAUCCAUUCUUGUAAUGAUUCAUUUUAGUUGUUUAUGUAAGCAAUAGCCUGUUUUCUUUUCUUUACAAUUGUUUGCUUCCUCUUCAAUCUUCCAUG
Molecule: messenger RNA, 1157 nt
Organism: Hevea brasiliensis (rubber tree)
Lineage: Eukaryota; Viridiplantae; Streptophyta; Magnoliopsida; Malpighiales; Euphorbiaceae
Product: protein MIZU-KUSSEI 1
Exons: 1
Coding region: 94-873 (259 amino acids)
Biological process (GO): hydrotropism
Source: RefSeq, a predicted model, not a curated record